Molecule: messenger RNA, 2447 nt
Organism: Closterium sp. NIES-67
Lineage: Eukaryota; Viridiplantae; Streptophyta; Zygnematophyceae; Desmidiales; Closteriaceae
Source: the annotation of a GenBank genome assembly
GGGAAAUCUGAACGCCAAAAAUCUAUGGAAACCCGCGAUGUGCUGCUGCAAUCCCGCUGCUCCGCGACCCCCCCUUUUCCGCUUCGCCGCUGCCCCCUUUCCGCUUCGCCGCUGCACCCCCCCGCUGUUGCAAGGGCGACGGGCGACAGCCCGUCCAGCUUCGACGAGCAGAUGCGGGGCGACGGGCUCAGCCCGAUCAGGCUCCAACGGAGCGAGAGGAUCAAGAGCCGCUUAGGCGGAAACGAGCUCUGAUACCAUUUCAGAAACUGAGAACUUGAUUGAUUGAAAUGAGCAAGAGCAUACAUCCUUAAGUACCGAGCAUCGGAGAGGAUGGGAAGGGAUAAGGGAGAAUCGGAGGGAAUCCCAAGGGAAUCCUCCCAAAUCGUGGGGAUUUGGGAUGGAUUGGGUUGGGAUAGGUUGGGGAUGAAAACAUAGCUACACCCAACCUAACAAAUAUGAGUAUCCCUAAAACCAAGAAAGUGUCAACACACAAAAUUGUGCCAACCGAAUUGCAGCCUAUCUCUAACACAUUCGUAUUCGAAUUCCAAGCAAAACUCGAACAAAUAAUUUGUAUCGAGAUAUUGGACAACUAUUCGAAUGUGGAACUCGAACUCGAAUUCGUUUUCGGUUCUUCAGCUCCUUGUUUUUCCUGGGUGAAGAUCCCGUCGUGUUGAUGUCGAUCCAUUUUUAACGAAGAUGACUUCGUCAGAAUAAAUCGAUCGUUAUCGACAUUAGUUAGAAGAUGCGUCGAUUGUGCAGUCGCUGGUCACGAAUGUUGUCUCCAGGAUGAUGAUUUCCCAUAAGUGUAGUCUCUGCUGCAUUCGUGCCGUCGAUUACGCACCGAUCCGACGAUCCACGUUCUCCUGUCAGUUUUCUGCUUGCAACUAUUACCAAGUAGGUAAUGUAAUGGCAGAUUUCUGACUCUGCAGCUGAUUUUGCGCCCCAAAUUCGUGACCAAAUGGAGGAAUCCGAAUUUGGUUGUCCAAAUGUUGUCAGCGGUGUCGAAGGCGGCUCAUUUCUGGUUUUGCGCGUCAUUCUCUCUUUGUGCAGAAGUCGCGCUCCAUCUUGUCCGUUGAAACACAAGUCGAUCCGACGGUCCAAACACCAAGCGAUCUGAGGAGACUCCUGAGUCGCGUUCAGCAGCUUUCGGUGCAUGGGUUGACUCGUUUCCUGCAGCAAUUCUCGGUCGUCGGUGUCGGCUGUCGAACGAUCGGACGCUCCGAAGAACUUCGCGGCUUGCGAGGUCCCGUUCCCAUUCGCGAUGAGCGAAGAACUCGUCAGAAGGUUUCGUUUUCGCUUCGGUCGAUCUGAAGCGUCGGUCCUCCAUCGGACGGAUGUCGUCGGUCGAAGCUCCGCAGAUUUCCGCGCAACUCCAAGUGUUGUGGCGAACUGCGACCUUCUCCGAAUGUCGCAGGGGAGGUUCCGCCAGAAGUGACGCGUUCGCGAGGUCGAAGCCGUUUGCCCCCGCGAAAAAUCGGCUCCGUCGAUGCAGUCCAUCGAACGGUUGGCGAGGCAUCUCGCCUUCGACGGGGACCCCAGGUGCAACUGCGCAAGGUUAGUCGAAACUUAAACGAAAGUGCAUUGUACUUACAGGAAUUGAAGUUUCGACUCCAUCCUCGGCGUGCUCCUGGGGGCCCAGCGGUUAAGCGUUGAGCUGAAACCUUGGCUCUGAUUACCAAGUGUCACUGGAUCGAAUGCGUCGAGGAAAUGUUUGCUCAAUGUUGCCCUAUCAAUCAGUACAAGGUGCUUUUAUACUUCGAGAGUACAUCAGGUAACCAAGUUUAUCAUAUCCAAAGGAAAUAGACCCUUCUAGAAAUAGAAUCACCAUGCGUAUAGCCACGCGAGGCUAUUGGCUAUAAAUGAUUACUGCAGGAUUACGCUAGAUAUAGCGCGCCAGUACAUCCCGAGCCUAGUCGGUGAUAUAAUUAUAAUAACAGGAUAAACCAAAGGAUAAUGGAAAAUGAGGAAUAGGAAACCAAAUGAGAUGAGAUAAAGACCCAAUGAAUCAGGAUAAAAAGAGGAAUUAAAUAGAAACGAAAUAUGGAAAGGGGAAAUUGGUGUAACGGAGUCGUACUCUCACAUGCGCUGCUGCACGGCGGGGUAUGAGGAAAACUGCUGGUUUAGGAAUUCGCCGCCUCCAUCGGAGUGGAAGCGACGAACGGGGCGUUUAAAGUGUGUACGGGCCUGCUCUGCCCAAGCGAUGAUCGCAGCCGGAGCCUCGGCCUUCGUUCGAAGGAGAGAGACCGAGGUAUACUGGGAGUGAUCGUCGACGAGGACAAGAAGGACAUAAGGGGACACAGGUGAUGAAUCGACCAGAGGUGGAGUGAUACAAGUCACAGUGGGAAGCGUGGCCGGGGUAGAUCGUAGUCACCCCGGCACAUUGGAGGGCACCUUGGGAGACAAGGUUAGUACGAAGUGAGGGGAUGUGAAAACCUGUGAAGGAGCCA